CAAAAUCUUAAUCUUAGAUCUCUACCUUUUUAGUUUGAAGCUCACCGAAAUUUCAUUUAUAUAUAAGUCACCACAUAAUCUUUGCAUCUUGACAUAACCAUCAUGAGCGGAACCCAAGACAGAGUUGCCCACGGCAAUGAAAAAGAUUACGGUCGUCGUCUGCUGCCUCAUGUAGUUGACGACAUUGCCAGCAGAGAACCUGAGCGCGAAUGUUUUUCUAUCCCGCGAACCUCUGACCCUAAGGAUGGUUGGAAGCCGGUGACAUUCAAGCAGUACGCCAACGCCAUCAAUCAUGUCGCUCGUAGAAUUAUCAACAACUGUGGCCAUCCUCCCGUCAAUGCUUGCCCCACGAUUGCCUACGUCGGACCUAAUGAUGCUCGCUACAUUGUCCUAACACUAGCUGCUGUUAAGGCGGGAUACAAGGCCCUGUUUAUUUCACCUCGUAACUCCCAGGAAGGGCAGUUGAGUCUUUUUGACAAGACGGACUGUCACAUUCUUGUUUUCCCGAAGUCACAUCGCACAAUGGUGCAACCUUGGUUGCACGAACGAGAUAUGCAAGCCAUUGAGACCGGUCCCAUCGAGAAUUGGUUCCCAGAGACGGAGGUAGAGCCGGUGCCAUACCCCAAGACCUUCGAAGAAGCGAGAUGGGAGCCGCUUUGCGUUCUCCACACCAGUGGCUCGACCGGUAUUCCCAAGCCCAUUGUCGUUCGCCACGGCAUGAUGGCGAUCAGCGACAUCUACCAUACAAAGCCGGAUUGGAACGGACACAAGAUCUUCAUCAAAGGAUUUUGUGAAAAUAUCAAAAGAAAUUUCUUCACAAUGCCCCUGUUCCAUGCCGCUGGAUUAUUCGCCUUCUUGAUUAUUGCUAUAUAUUUUGAAACGCCAGCGGCACUUGGUAUUCCUGAAAGACCUUUGUCGGCUGAUUCUGUAGCCGAGUCCCUUGAAAAUGCUGACGUACAAGGGACAAUGCUUCCACCUGCCAUUCUUGAAGACAUGAGCCAAAGCGAGCGCUACAUUGAGUCUCUGAGAAAGUUGAACAUAGUAUACUUCGCUGGCGGAAAUCUAGCGAGGGAGGCUGGAAAUAGAUUGGUUGAGAGCGGCGUCAAGCUUGCUAAUGUCAUCUCUGCUACGGAAUUCUUCCCAUUCCCAGUCUACUUGCAGCCUAAUACUAAGUUGUGGCAAUACUUUAUUAUCCACACAGAAGACUUUGGAGCGGAUUGGAGAAAAGUAGAAGGCGAGGAUGAUGUUUAUCAGCUGGUCUGCGUACGCAAGGAUAAAGAACCAGGCAUCCAGGGGUUCUUCUACACGUUCCCGGACGAUAACGAGUACGAUACGAAGGACUUGUAUAAGCCACAUCCCACUCUGCCUGAUCACUGGAUCUACUACGGACGCGCAGACAAUAUCAUCGUCUUCUCCACCGGCGAAAAGCUAAACCCCGUGACCAUAGAAGAGAUAGUCUCUGACCAUCCCGAUCUGAAAGGCGCCCUCGUAGCCGGAACGGGACGCUUCCAACCGUGUUUGCUACUAGAACCAGUGUCACAACCCAAGAACGAAACCGAAGCUCAAGAGCUUAUUGACAGGGUAUGGCCCUUGGUAGUCACCGCGAACAAAGAGACGGUUGCCCAUGGCCAGAUCGGGCGAGAAUUUGUUAGGCUAUGCCCUCCCGAGAAGCCUUUCCUGCGAGCUGGAAAGGGCACAAUUCAAAGAGCAGGCACAUUGAAAUUGUAUAAAGACGAAAUCGACGAGCUGUAUGAGAAGGCCGGCCAGGUGGCGGAUGGAGCCGCGCCUGAAUUGAACCUCAGCUCUGAACAGACUCUGAUCGAGUCCAUUCAGGACUUGUUCCACAGCAGGCUCGACAGUGGACAAGUUCUCGAGCCAGACACUGAUUUCUUUGCUUCUGGUAUCGACAGUAUGCAAGUAAUUGGUGCCUCUCGAUUGCUUCGCGCCGGACUAGAAUCCGCAGGCCACCAAGUCGACGCCGACGCUAUUGCAACGCGUGUUAUCUACGGCAAUCCUACACCUGAGAAGUUGGCCAAAUACAUACUAUCUCGUGUCCGACAGGGCAACGUGCCCACUGCCGUAGCGGAGGAGGAGCACGAAAUCGACGAUAUGAACGCGUUGUGGCAGAAAUACACAAAAGACCUACCAAAGGCGAAGCCGGGUCGUCCAAACCCCUCAGACGAUGGGCAGGUAGUAGUCCUGACGGGCUCUACAGGCAUGUUGGGGUCGUACAUGCUUGAUCAGAUGAUUAGAAGCCCCCGAGUGAAGAGGAUCAUCUGCCUCAACCGGUCACAGGAUGGCGGCAAGGAGCGGCAGGCGCAGGCAAUGAAGCAACGCGGACUAUCCACGGACGACUCAAAGUGCACAUUCUUACACGCCGACAUGUCCCGAUCCGACUUCGGACUUCCGCGCGACGCAUUCAACGAGCUACUCGCAACGGCAGACCGGUUCAUCCACAACGCGUGGCCCGUCAACUUCAACAUCCCGGUGCAAUCCUUCGAGCCGCACAUCCGGAGCGUCCGCAACAUCGGCGACUUCGCGGCGCAGGCGGCGAAGCGCGUGGCCGUGGUCUUCAUCUCGUCGAUCGGCACGGGCGAACGGUGGGACACGAGCGCCGGGAAACUCCCCGAGAAGCGCCUCGAAGACCUCGCGCUGCCUGCGGCCGGCUACGGACGCAGCAAGAUGGUGGGCAGUCUGAUCCUCGAGGACGUGGCGCAGGCGGGCGACUUCCCGGCGGCCAUGAUCCGCGUAGGCCAGAUCGCGGGGCCGCAGGCCGAGAAGGGGUUCUGGAACAAGCAGGAGUGGCUGCCGUCGAUCAUCGCGAGCAGUCUGUACCUCGGGGCGCUGCCGUCGGACCUGGGGAGUUUCGAGCGCGUGGACUGGACGCCGGUGGAGAGCAUCGCGGGGCUCGUGCUCGACGUCUCUGGGGUAUCGCAGGACGUCGGCGCAGAUGAGAUUGCCGGCUACUACCACGGCGUGAACCCUUCGGCGACGACGUGGACGGCGCUAGCGCCCGCGGUGCAAGAAUUCUACGGCACGGAGCGGAUCAAGGAGCUCGUGAGUUUCCGCGAGUGGGUUGAGAGAUUGGAUGAAAGCCAGACGGGAGACAUGCAGGCGCUAGACAAGAACCCCGGCGUCAAGCUGUUGGAUUCGUACCGCGGGAUGGCGGCCGAGGGAGUGAAGCCCGUUGUCUUCGACAUGGCGCGUACGACGCUGCGGAGCCCCUCGAUGCGCGAGGCGAGACCCGUGACGACGGAGUUGAUGAGACACUGGUGUCGACAAUGGAACUUUUGAGAGGGGAGUUGAGGCUAUUUACCUACCUAUGCUAUGUACUUGUUUUGACCCAACCCUCUCUCUGUUCACUGGUCAGGAUAGGAGAUACAGGUGUCUUUAUUUGAUUUUAUAUAUAAGCAGGCUAAUUUAGAAAUUUUCAUUAAUUCAUGAACCAUUAAUAAACAUACAACUUGACCUUUCGUGUACAACUUGCGUGUCCAAGUGUAGCAGGUAUGUACCGUAGAGGUGAGGUGGUCUUUCUUCAACUU
Xylaria bambusicola is the source of this 3542-nucleotide messenger RNA. RefSeq lists its product as uncharacterized. The record is from RefSeq and is a predicted model, not a curated record. Lineage: Eukaryota; Fungi; Ascomycota; Sordariomycetes; Xylariales; Xylariaceae. The transcript is spliced from 9 exons. Bases 103 to 3294 code for a protein of 1063 amino acids.